AUGAACACAGAAACAUUGAAUGUAAUCAAUAAAUCAUUGAACUGGUCAAAUUAUGCAAUGAAAACAAUCUCGAACACUAAUCAUAUUAAUCAUAAUGAGCAUAAAAAUAAUACUGACUGUACUUGGACAAUGGACAAUAAUGCAUUGACCAGUGAAAAUUCAAGUAUUCCAUAUCAUCUCCAUCCGUCGUAUCAUGACGACGAUGAGGAUGAUGAUGAAGGAGUAAAUAACACCAUGAACAAAUAUCCAGGAAUCGAUCAAUCUAUGAAUCAUCAAACUGGAAAAUCUAUUCAGCCUAAUGCGAGUAAUAUUACACAGACUACAAUGAAUUUUGGGGAUAAUAAGGGUGAUGAUGAGGAAUCGAGUAUUCAUGCUUCUAAAAUUAACAAUGACGUUGAAAAUAAAAAUCCUGAUAAAUUAUUGAAUUACAUGGAAUAUGAGCUUCAAACACAAAUGAAAACAAACUCCCACUGGAAUAAUAAUCUUGGCAAACACAACAAAAAUAUGGAAUUGUCUAAUAAGUGUGAUGAAGCUGAUGAGAGUACAUUAAUCAAUAAAACAAAUGGAAAUAAGUUUGAUCAAUAUCACGGUGAGAUUUCAAAUAACUCCAACAACGAAUUGACUGAAUUGGAUGAGAAAAAAAUCAAUUUACUAGAAGAAACAGCGCAGAACAGAAAACUAAAUGACUCAUUUGAUCGCACUCAUUAUCAUGAGGCUACUGACAAUCGAAUCAUGAAAGACCCCCAUUUAAUUCAAUCAACUUUAAGGCAGUCAGAAAAGUCCAAAAUGAUUGAUUGGUCCAACACCAGCAGUCAUCAAAUAAUCAAUGAUAAUAAUAAUUAUGGUGAUCAUUCACAAAAUAAAUGUGAACAAUCAUCAUUUAUGUCAGAUAAUCAAUCAGCAGUAUUCUCUAAUCAUACUUCAUGCUAUCUAAAUCAUUAUAUCACUGAUUCAUCAGGUUACACUUCGUCAAAUUCGUCAUUUUCAAAUUCAUCAUCAGAAUGUUCCACAUCAUCAUCAUCUUCAUUAUCAUCUUCAUCAUCGUCAUGUUUGACUGUAGUUAGUAAAAUUCACCAACCUGGAGAAGAUGACAACCGUGUAAAUUGUGUUGAUAACAGAUUUCAUUCUGACAUAGUGACUGAUAUGAAUUGUGAAAAAUAUUUAUAUAUGAAUUUAUAUUCAACACUCAAUGAUGAUGAUCAUUACGCUCAAAAACAUUCCAAUUUGACGCAAUUCAAUGAGAACUGCCAUUCCCAGACUAAUAUCAUCAGUAGUAAUGAGUAUUAUCGAAACACUGGUUUCAAUCAUUCACUAACCGCUUAUUUACAAGCAAAUAAAUGUUUUAUAAAUAAUAAUAAUAAUCAUGUUUCAAUAGAACAACCAAAAACGAAUUGGAAGAAUGAUUAUAUGCACAAAAUUUUAACUAAAUCAAAAACAAGUUCAUUAGAAAGUGUUCAUAACGAUGAUCAUGAAGAGGACAAUGAUGAAAGUGACAAUGAUAUUGAUCAAACUUGUUAUAUCAAUGAAAAUAGGACAAAUGAUCAAUUGAAUUUCAAUCAUACCUUAUAUGAAUUAGAGGAGGAGAAAAAGAAGACGAAUAAUAAUAAUAAUGAUCUUGUCCAGCUGACAAACAAUACAUUUCCUACUACAUUUACAAUGGAUAAAAAUUACAAUAAACCACAAAUGCUUGAAGUUGGAUUGAUGGAUCGAAUGUUUGUAGACUGUAAUAACAAUGAUGCGUUAAUGAUGAAUAAUAUGAAUGAAUUCUUGAAUUACACCCAGUCAAGACAAUUUGUUCAUGAUUCAACUUUUCCAUUUACUGGAGGAUAUUCUUCAACUACAAUGACAACAGUUCCACUCAUAUCAUCAUCGUCAACAUCGUCACUGUCGACAGCAACCAUGAUAUCAUCAUCGAUUGUAUCAACAACCUCGGGAAUUAUCCGAACAGCUACUGCGACAACAUCAACAACAUCCACAUCGUCAGCGCCAGUAACGACAACGACAACGCUGAAUUGUACACGAAUAAUUAAUCAUGAGAAAAAUAAGAAACUACGUAAACCACGUACAAUUUAUUCAAGUAUGCAAUUACAACAAUUGGCUAAACGAUUUCAUUUAACACAAUAUUUAAGUUUACCUGAAAGAGCAGAAUUAGCUGCAUCAUUGGGAUUAACACAAACUCAGGUGAAAAUAUGGUUUCAAAAUAGGCGGUCAAAAUUCAAAAAGUUGAUCAAUCAAGGUCAUGAUGUAUCCCUUUUAACAAACUCACUAUCUUGCAAAUCAGAAACAAGUGAAUUAAAUAAUCAAUCAGAGAACAUUUAUGAAGAUUGUCAUGAUCUUCUAAUGAAAACUUUAUCAUCUGAAACUGAUAUCCUCAUCAAUUCAGAUGGUAUACCGAUUGACUCUUCAUCUGGAUUUGAAAAUUAUCAUUCGAAUAGCAAUUCAAACAGUCCAAUCAUUCAAUCUGUGAUCAGUUCACCUGAAACAAAUCUCAAUAAACAUAUUACUGCUGUCAAUAAUAAUAACAAUAACAAUAAUAAUAACUAUAUUAAAUCAGAUUUGUUAACAAAUAAUUUAGAUUAUCAAACAUGGUCAACAAAUAUGAAAAAUGAUUACAGUAUUUCUACUGACAAUCAAACAGUUGACAAUCAAUUGAAAUUCAAUCAUUCAAUUCAAAGUGAUAACUAUGUAAAUCGAAAUUUUUACUCGAUAAGCAAUACUAGUGAAACAAAUCUAUUGGAUGCUGUGCCGAAACCGAGUCAUUGGACAAGACCAUUGUUUGAAUCAUCAACAUCCUCUAACUAUUGGUUACCAAUGGUAACCAGUAAUCAUUAUUCACAUUUUAAUCCGAAAUCCUAUUCUACUCCAAGAAACGAUGAUGAUGAUGAUGACGAUGAUGAUGAAGAUGCCGAUGAGGAUGAAAAUGAUGAUGAGGAUGAUGAUGAUGACGAUGAUGAUGAAAAUGCAGACAAUGAAUUAGAACAUAAUAUGAAUAAGAGCACUCAUAAUUCAUGGACUGAUCGAUCCACCACUGAUCAUAGUCAUUUCAAUCCGACAAUAAGUAAAGAUACAUUGAACAGUUCUGAAAUCAUUUAUUCCAAAUCAUUACAAACUUAUCCAUGUCAAGAAUGGAAAAAAUACUGUCUAAAUAAUCAAACAAAUCCAUUAGCUUAUAACUUCCAACAAACUAAUUCAUCAAAAACAUCUCAAGAUCCAUUCAAUUACAGUGUUUAUCCUUCUUAUGCACAAAAAUUACCUGCACAUUCAUUGACAACUUCUUCGUCCAUACUAUCAACAGAAGCUCAGCCAACAUUAUGGUCCCCGAUAGAAUCAAUCUGUAUACAACAACAACAACAAACUGGACAAGAUGACAUUGAAUCAAACUUUAAAUCUUGUCACGCUAUUACAGAUAAUAGUUUCAAUAAACUCACUGAUACUCUUUCAAACUCGGUUAUACCACCAAUAAGUGAAUAUCAAUUACAAACUCAACAAGAACCAGAAUUUCCAGAUCCAUGUGACCAAAACAUCAACAAUAACACAGGUAAUGCAUGA
This is a messenger RNA of Schistosoma turkestanicum, 3549 nucleotides long. The record is from the annotation of a GenBank genome assembly. Lineage: Eukaryota; Metazoa; Platyhelminthes; Trematoda; Strigeidida; Schistosomatidae.